ACAAAUUGUUUACUGUAGAGACAGUAGAUCUAGAUCCGUAGUCUAAGUCUAGUGACUAGUGGUCUAAGGAAUUCCAAAAAAUUGUUUGAAAUAUUGUCAGAAUCCAGUAUGAACUUUUAUAAGCGAAACUCUAAUAUGCAUUUACUUGUGUUUGCAACCUCUAUUUUGAUCAGCUCUUGCUUUGCAGAGACUAUUCAGGACUACAUAUGCAGUAGAAAAUUCCAGGGGUUCAAAGUUGACUAUAAAAAAAGAUCUUGCGUUGAAGGAGUAGCUGUUGGAUGUGAAAAUCCUUUUCCUUAUGACAAUCUGAAAGAAUGCAUGAAUGAUUUUAAUGGCAAGAGUAACAUUUGUGAGCGAAUGAAGCCUUGCAAAAAUAAUGGCGUCUGCUCCCCUAUAAUGACGGAGAAUCAUACAAGAACCUAUAAGUGUGAAUGCUCCAACACUGGAUUCUAUGGGAAGAGAUGCCACAUUAGAUGCCCAAAAGAUUUGUCAGCAAAAGCUCCCAAAACUCUGCCAUGCCUUAAAAUUUGAUGGGCAAACUUGCCAACUAAACUUGCCUACUUAAACUAUGUAGAACUAUGUUGUAUACUUAGUGCCUUAUAAUACUUAUAUCAAAUAUAAAUUGUUAUGCUUGCAUUUAUUUUAUACCGGUUUAUAUCAAUUUGCUGAAAAUAUUUAUACUUAAAUCUUUGCUUUAGCAAAUGUAAGUAACUGAUAACUGCCAAGAUUAGUUCGAAACCUUGCAAUAAAUAAUUGGUAUCCAGUCCUAGUCAGAAAAUUACUAUUUAAAAAACAAAUAUCUACCAGUAAAACCCUUUAUUAAAACAUCCACUUUUUUAAUAGUCAUGUUAUUUUAAAUCUAUAAUUGGCCAUAACAAGUUACAUGAGCAUUUAACUUAUUUAAAUAUUUUUUUUAAAGAGAACCCAUGCAGGGCAUGUCUUCAUAGGAAGUAGAUGUGUACAUUCCUAUGUGUUGUUCAGUUUAACUGAAGCUAUGUCAGUGUUAGAAGAUCCCAUGAACUGACACUGGAAUGGCAUGGCAGAGAAGUAGAGCACAUGGGUACACCUCUGAGUUUGGAAUCUGUAGCACAUCCCUGGGGUUUGAGAGUUCUACAAACAAGUGAGCUCUAUUUCCUCUGUUCUACUGUCUGUCAGUUCUAAACAGGUACAUGCAUGAAUUACUUUGUGAACUAAUACUAGAUCUAUGUCACAAUGAGAACAUUGCAAGGAUGUGUUCAAAGUCCCAACUUAGUAUCUGGAUUUAAACAGUUUUGGUGGAUUUGUUUACUUGGCUACCCCAUUCCAUGUUAAUCAGUUUAUUUGUUUCUGAUUAUUUUAUUGUAAAUAAAACUUGUACACAUUGUAUUACUGUAUCAAAGAGUAUAAUCAUUCCAGCACUUGUACUUAAUUAACAUUGUUAUUUAUAUUAUCAACUAUUAUUGAUGUGUUGAGGUGAUAAAAGUGAAACCAAAUUUAAACCAAUUUUUUUUUUUAAAGUUUUUGCUGAAACCUUCAUUGUAAAAUUGUGCAUGUGUAAGCACAUCAAUAGAUAAAACUUAACAGAAGUGCUUGCUUUUAAAGACUUAAUUUGAUAUUUUUGUAACACUUAAUUAAAAUAUAUACUUGUGGUAACUUUACAUAAAUAAAAACUUUUAA
Molecule: messenger RNA, 1656 nt
Organism: Physella acuta
Lineage: Eukaryota; Metazoa; Mollusca; Gastropoda; Physidae
Product: protein lin-12
Source: RefSeq, a predicted model, not a curated record